Molecule: messenger RNA, 1758 nt
Organism: Cornus florida
Lineage: Eukaryota; Viridiplantae; Streptophyta; Magnoliopsida; Cornales; Cornaceae
Product: ACT domain-containing protein ACR10-like
Exons: 6
Coding region: 277-1518 (413 amino acids)
Source: RefSeq, a predicted model, not a curated record
AAAAGCAAAACCCAAGAAAAAAUGGGAGAUGGAGAGAGAGAUAGUAUCUUCAAUUUAUCAUGAACCAUUGGUUGGGUUCUGAUCCCUUUUUAAUCGAAUCUAACAUCUUUCUCCCUGUUGAUUCAACAAAAGGGGAGAGAGAAAAUACCCCAUCUGUUGUUGUGUUCUCUAUCUACUCUUCUUUAUUCCAAAAUAGAAGAAGAAACAGAGAAAAUACUAACAUAGUAUAAAGCAGAGGAGAGAGAGAGAGAGAGAAAGAGUGAGUGAUAGAGAGAGAUGGGCAUUUUGUAUGAAGAUGUGGUAUUGAUAAAAGAAGCUGAGAAGGCAGGUGAUCACACUGUUAUUACUGUGAACUGUCCAGACAAAACUGGACUGGGAUGUGAUUUGUGUAGGAUUAUUUUGCUGUUUGGCCUGAGCAUUGCUAGAGGAGAUGUUUCAACAGAUGGUAAAUGGUGUUACUUAGUUUUUUGGGUAGUUGGAAAGCCAACAACAAGGUGGAACUUGUUGAAGAAGAGACUAUUGGAAGUGUGUCCAACAUGUUUGCCAGCAGCUUCGAGAAUUUACUAUUACAGACCUGAAUUUCAGCAGCGCAAGCCAUCGGAUGUAUUCCUAUUGAAAUUCUGGUGUUGUCAUGAUCAGAAAGGCCUCUUACAUGUUGUGACCGAGGUACUUUGUGAGCUAGAGCUUACGAUAAAGAGAGUUAAGGUAUCCACAACACCGGAUGGGAGAGUGAUGGAUCUCUUCUUUGUCACAGACACCAGAGAACUUCUUCACACUGAGAAGAGACAAGCGGAAACAAUUGAUCAUCUGAAGGCUGUAUUAGGGGAUGCCAUGAUGAGUUGUGAGAUUGAACCGGUUGGUCCAGAAAUUGCUGCAUGUUCACCGGGGUCCUCAUUUCUUCCUUCCGCGAUUAAAGAAGAAAUGUUCAGUUUAGAGCUACCUAGCGAACGCCCAAAUGAGUCUCUUGCCUCCAACAUAUCAGUUACAAUGGAUAACUCCCUCAGCCGCUCACACACUCUUAUUCAAAUCCUCUGUCGAGAUCACAAAGGUCUCAUAUAUGACAUCAUGAGAACCUUAAAGGAUUACAACAUUCAGGUUUCUUAUGGGCGAUUCUUCGCUAACCCAAGUGGAAACUUUGAGGUGGACUUGUUCAUAAUGCAAGUGGAUGGGAAGAAAGUAGUUGACCCUGACAAGCAGAACGCGUUGUGCUCUCGUUUGAGAAUGGAGCUCAUCCGUCCCCUUAGAAUUGAUAUGGUGAGCCGGGGCCCUGACACUGAGCUGCUAGUGGCUAAUCCUGUUGAGUUAUCUGGCAGAGGUCGCCCACUCGUUUUUUAUGAUAUCACCCUUGCUCUCAAGCUCCUAAACACUCAAAUUUUUUCGGUGGAGAUUGGGCGACAUAGAAUUCACGAUCGGGAGUGGGAGGUGUACAGGAUAUUACUUGAUGAAGCAGAUGGCUGCUCUCUGCCCAGAAAGGAGAUCAAAGAGUGUGUCAGAAAGAAAUUGAUGGGUUGGGAUUAAGUUGGAUAUGAGCAUUCUGCUAGGAGUUUAGUCCAUUACUGUACAGCUGCUACAGCAAAAAAAAAAUCUUCUUUUUUUCCCGCCCUUUUUAGCUCAAAUGUAGAUAGUCUAGCGCAGUUUAGUAAAUGGUAAGCUUUAAUUUCACCAUGUUGUAGGUGGCAUGGCAAAUGUAAUUUACAAGUGUUCCACUGUUUCAUUAUCAUCUGUUUAUUUAUUUAUUUAUUUUGGUCUUGAUAUGUC